AUGCUGUUUUUCUUAGUAAGGUGUGACGAACUAUUACCGAGUUUCGCCGAACCUCUUCCGAACAUCUCUGUACCAGUUGGCCGAGAUGUUGACAUCCCAUGUAUCAUUGAGAAUAUUGGAUUCAAUAGGGCGGCUUGGAUAAGAGUGGAAACAAAAGCUAUACUCUCCAUCCAUGACCACGUGAUUACUAGAAACUACCGUAUAAGCUUAAGUCACGUUGACAGCAGGAGCUUUGUGCUGCACAUCAAAGAUGUGGAAGAGUCCGACAGUGGAGGAUAUAUGUGUCAAGUGAACACAGCUCCGAUGAUGAGCCAAGUGGGAUAUCUGGAUGUAGUGUUCCCUCCACAAAUUCAACGAGAAAACACCAGCUCGGACAUCAUCACUCAGGAAGGGUCAAAUGUAACUUUGACCUGUGUGGCUAAGGGAUAUCCUACACCAAACAUCACGUGGCGACGAGAAGACGGGAAGCCUAUCAUCACAUCAGUUAAUGCUACAGAACAGUUAGAAUCUGAUAUUUCAGGAUCCAACCUAGUCAGCGAGAGUCUGAAUCUAAUACAGGUAAAUCGCAGUUACAACGGAGCGUACUUGUGUAUAGCGAUGAAUGGAGUACCUACGUCAGUCAGCCAACGAAUCCUAUUACAAACAAAUUUCCCGCCGGAGGUCACGGUGGAAGACAAACGAGUUCAUGCUCAUCUUGGGGAUACAGUUUUGUUGGAGUGUCGUAUCGAAGCUCUGCCCUUCCCGAACAUUGUUUGGAAGAAGGAGAAUGGAAAAGAUAUUUCAUUGGGAAAGAAAUAUGAAAUAGACGUAGCAAUCAAAGAGUAUAAAAUUCAAACAGUUCUAAGAAUCCGAGAUGUCCAGUCUACUGACUUUGGGAUAUACAAGUGUACUGUCAACAAUAGUCUUGGUAAAGCAGAGGGAGAGAUCCACAUCUAUGAUAUUCCACGUCCAACACCAGUACCUACCUUCCCGAUUCAGUGGAUGUCUUCUAUUUCGCUAGAGACCGGUCCCCAAAACGACUUGAAUGGGCAUAAUGAAGAGGAGGAGAACCAUGUCGUUUUCCCUAAAGAACCCCGUCAAGCUGCUAAAGAGGAGAGUUCUCCGUUGUAUGAUUGAUACACCAAACGUUCGUGGUAGUAAAGUAUCAAAUCAAAGAGCAGAGGAAGAAUCGGGU
Molecule: messenger RNA, 1174 nt
Organism: Limulus polyphemus (Atlantic horseshoe crab)
Lineage: Eukaryota; Metazoa; Arthropoda; Merostomata; Xiphosura; Limulidae
Product: protein amalgam-like
Exons: 8
Coding region: 1-1116 (371 amino acids)
Cellular component (GO): neuron projection
Source: RefSeq, a predicted model, not a curated record